UUGAUGUUUUCGUGAGACUUUAUUGCACGCUUGUGAAUAACAAUAAUAAUUGUGUGUUUAUUUUUUAAGCUGUACGGUCUGCUCGAUGCAAACAAUACAUGUGUGCAUGAUGGUGAUGAUGUUGCAGCUUUGCCAUGCUUUAUUUUCUUGCAAACAUAUCCACAUUAUAAAUUAAAAUCGACGUCCUCGUGUUUUCUGUAAUUUGUUCAGUUGUUGUGGAGGGGGUCGGCUUGUUGGAUAUUUAAAAGCGAAACGUUGUUCUACGUUGUUAUUCUAAUGACGUCAUUGAGUCGUCGCAGAGCUUUAAAUGGUGUUAAGUACAUUGACGUGGCACAGUGCAGCCCCUCUAGAGAUUAGACUAUUAUUUUUACGAGCAUCCUCCCACGCCAAUGAUGAAGAUGUUGAUGAUGAUGCUAAGAGUUCAAGUCAUUGUUAGGCCCUCCACACCCUGAAAGAAGACAAACAUCAGCAGUUGUUAAGAUGGCGCCUCCAACUGUCCCGCAUGCCGACAAGGGAAGUGGAACAAACAGUCACAACUCCCCUGCCAGAACUAAAAAAACAACCAACACAGACAAGAAGCUUCUCUUAAAUGGACAUGCGUCGCCUUCACACUUGGUGGCGAACAUUAGCACCAACCAUGUUGGCAAACCAAUUGUGGAGGGUGUCUUGAAGACAGAUGACAGGAUGCGUUUAGCCAAAGAGAGACGGGAGGAGAGGGAAAAAACCCUUGCGGCACGGGAACAGCUGAUCAAGGAGAAGGAGCGCCGAUCUCAGCUGCAGUAUGAGCGCACAGUGGAGGAGCGUUGGAAGCGGCUGGAGGAGCAGAGGCACAAGGAGGAACUGCGCAGAGCUGCGGUGGAGGAGAAGCGAAGACUGCAGCUGGAGGAGGAAAAGGAGCGGCUGGAGGCCCUGAUGAGACGCUCUCUGGUGCGCAGCCUCAACCUGGAGAACAGACAAAAACGCUGGAGCAGAGGUUUCACUAUUGGAGCAGGUGACACUGAGAAUGCAUCGUUCUCUGUCUCUGCUGCCUCCACCCUUUCCCAUGGCCUUGCCUCCCCUCUUCCUGCUGUCAGCGAAUCUGCGCCCUGCAGCCCUCGGAGGUCACCUUUGUGCAGCUCACGGAGCCCCGCUGACCCCCUCAGAAGUGGACUCCUGGAAGGCUCUCAGUCCACUCCCAACACCCCCAAGAAAAAGCAUCUCCAAAACGAGAGAAGAACUGCCUCUCCAGGUGGUGCAUUGACAAAUACAAACAGAAGAUCUGAAUCUCCUGCUAAUAUCACCAAACAGCUGACAUCAUCGACUACCUCCAAGCUGGCUUCUAAGACGCGCAUGCAGUCGCCCAACAACAUCCACGAGUACCACCACUCCCCCACUAGACCUCGGCUAUCCAAUGAUAAGAAAGCACACACCAAGGGUGACGCAGUGGGAAACAAUAACCGCCAUAUCCACAAUACAGCUGACGUAUAUCAAGCCAAAUCAUCUGAAGUCAUCAAAGGUGAUGUCUCUGAGAAUAAAGAGGACUCUUUUAGGAGGAAAACAGAGCAUAUCACUCAAAAUGGAGAGAAGAAUAGAGAAUCAUCGCCAUGCACAUCCACAGGGAAGGUAGCAGCCGGGAUAACCAAUGCAGAGGAUGCUAGCAGGCUGCUAGCGGAGCGUAGACGUCAGGCUCGGGCGCAGAAAGAACUAGAGGACAAAAAACGAGAGGAAGAAAAAAGGCUUAAGGAAGAUCAGCUGACCAGACAGCAUGCACAGGAGCAAUGUCAGCAGGAGGGCAAGGAGUCUGGGAAAAAAGGCACAGAUUCGAACACAGCAAUGCAAAAAGAACACAAACGACAACAGGAUGCGCAGGAGAAGGAGCUAAUGGGCAGAGAGCGAGAAAAGGCUAAUGUUCAAACAAAUGAGGAAAUGCAGCGUCAGCGUCAAGACCGAGAACAGCAGACACAACAUCUAGAUGAGGAAAGGCAGCUGAGAAAGAAGAGAAUUGACGAGAUCAUGAAGAGAACGAGGAAAGGGGAAACUGACGUGAAGGACGAACAGGUGGAGACCAGGUCACCACCAGGGGAGGUAAAGAACGGUGAAACUAAAGCUCAGGAAGAUUUUAAAUGGUGUAGAGAGCAGGUCUCAAGCCAGGGUGACAGGGGCAGGAAGAAAAAAGCAGCACAGAUGGACUGUCAGAAGCAUGUUGAAAACAAUACUCAACAAGUGAUACCAGCUCACAGUGUUCCGGACAAUAGGCUGGACACCAGAAAAAUGAUAGACACGGACAAGAUAACCAAGGAUGGUGUGGAUGAUCCCCAACUACAUGACAGGGAAAUGCAGGUGAAUGCAAAUAAGCCCAGAAUCAAUUUUAAAGACAUGGACCCAUUCAAAGAAGAACCAACCAAUGAGAUAAAUGGAGUGGUCAGGAGGGCAGAAAGUUUCCCAAUGAGAGAUCAUGUGACCGCUGAGGUAAGUAAACAGAAAGCGGCAUCCUUGUCAGGCGGAAAUGAAGAACGUGUGACACCCCUGCCUUUGAGACCGCGACCACCACGCGCCAUUCAUCUGGAGCCACUGGAGGUGAAGCGGUCCUGUGAUGAGGUGCAGUCCAUGGACGUCAGCCCAGCUUCAAAGGAGGAAUUGAUUUCCAUCCCAGAAUUCUCGCCAGUUAAUGAAAUACAGCAAUCCGGCAUAAGCAACACCCGGGCCCUUCAGGACCUGAUGGACCUGACAGGCAGCGUCACGUGCUCCAAUAGGACCGCUGAAGAUAACGUCGGCGACUGCAACAAAAACCUGAUCCAGGGGGUCGUCAGCCCCAUUUCAGACUCCAAGCUUAUCGGGAUAUCCUCUCCUUCCUCAAAUCAACUUAAUAUCCAUUAGUGAAUCAAGUUUUUCUCCCUUACACAAACUAGACCUCACAUUAUAAAUAAACAUAUAUAUCAAUACAUUAAUGGGAAGAGAGCCAUAUAAACUGACAGCUACUAGUAAAACUACACCUUGCAGUAUUACAACAUUCUAAUCACGUAUAGCAGAUGUAGGCGAUAGUGAGGGAGAGUCGGGGAGGGGCUGUGAUUGACUGGCAACCAAUCCAGGGUGUACUCUGCCUUUUGCCUGAACCCAGCAGGGAUAAGCAGUAUAGACAAAAUAUGGAAUGGGGAUGGGCAUUUGACUAAAGUUCCUUCGAUUUCAUUAUGGAGAGAAUUAACAUUCAAUGAAUUGGUUAUUUUUGAAACUCCCAUUAUAAGCCAGUGUAAUAUUGAACAUAACAUUGCUGUUAUAGCAGAGGUUUUCAUGGAUAUUACGCAAAAUAUUGUUACUACUGUAGCUAUCGUUAUGUUACGCAAACCGAAACAACUACCUCUGCUGCUUGUAGUAGUAGUUCACUACAUUUUGCUUUUAUUUUUAUUAAGCACAAUUAUUCAACAAUUAAUUCCACAACAAGUUCAAUUUCGACCAUAUUCUUAAUUAUAAAUUAGUUGAUUAUAAUACCGAUCCCUCAUAGUGAAGUGUGUCAAAAACCUUUCAGGCUUUUGAAUUUUGAAGAAAUGUCCAGCACUAUGGACAUACAGUCCAUAGUGAUAUAUUUUUCUAACUGAGAUUGAUGAAGACGAUGCUGAAGUGUUUGUUUGUUGCAAACUGGAAGGAAACCUGGAUUUGCAACUAUCCAUCCAUCCAUCCAUUUUCUGAGCCGCUUCUCCUCACUAGGGUCGCGGGCGUGCUGGAGCCUAUCCCAGCUGUCAUCGGGCAGGAGGCGGGGUACACCCUGAAUUGGUUGCCAGCCAAUCGCAGGGCACAGUUUUUUUUCCCAUACUGUGAGGUCAGUGACCAUUAUGUGCGUGACCUGUAAUACCUGAACCACAUUUGCAGAGAAUCUUGUCCAAACAACAGAGCUUAACAGUAGCUUUCUUGCACAUGCAUUAGUGUCCAUCAACUUCCCACUGUCCCCUGCAAGGGCUUUUUGAAUUGUCUUUUAUAGAUCAGACAUUUUAAUUUGAGGAUUUGCUGCAUGUUUUGGAUUGAUAAACAUAGUUGUUCGGAAUUGGGUUGAUUUAUUUUCAGGAUUGAAUUUAAAGAAAAAUAUUUGAUUUGCACACAAAUUUAAUUUGAGAUAAAAUACAAAAACACCAUCUUAUUCAAAACAAAUGAACUUUGUCACUGUCGAGAUGUGCAUGGUUAGCAUGGUAAAAAACGAUCAUAAACAAUAAAAUGUUAAGUGGUCAACGUUGUUUUUAUCGUUCAUAAAUACAGUAUUUUAUGGUGGCCCUGAAGUGCAAAACAUAACAGCAAAUAACUAAACACAACGGGAAAUUAAACACAACAGCAAAUAAAUAAUCACA
Messenger RNA from Phyllopteryx taeniolatus (common seadragon), 4313 nucleotides. It is a transcript of the gene map7d2a, whose product is annotated as MAP7 domain containing 2a. Lineage: Eukaryota; Metazoa; Chordata; Actinopteri; Syngnathiformes; Syngnathidae. Bases 481 to 2856 code for a protein of 791 amino acids. Gene Ontology annotation, biological process: microtubule cytoskeleton organization. The transcript is spliced from 17 exons. Gene Ontology annotation, cellular component: microtubule cytoskeleton. The record is from RefSeq and is a predicted model, not a curated record.